This is a messenger RNA of Tigriopus californicus, 873 nucleotides long. It is a transcript of the gene Prx6a, whose product is annotated as peroxiredoxin-6-like. Gene Ontology annotation, molecular function: peroxiredoxin activity. Gene Ontology annotation, biological process: cellular oxidant detoxification; cell redox homeostasis. The record is from RefSeq and is a predicted model, not a curated record. Gene Ontology annotation, cellular component: mitochondrion; cytosol. Bases 138 to 803 code for a protein of 221 amino acids. The transcript has a single exon. NCBI's taxonomy places the organism in Eukaryota, Metazoa, Arthropoda, Copepoda, Harpacticoida, Harpacticidae.
UGCGGUUGAUUUUACUUGUCGUUCGUUGUUCAUAGAGCUCAACAUUACACUCUCACCGGCGUCUUCAUUCGCCUCUCCAGACACUUUCCCGCACCAGUUGCUACCUGUCUGUGAACCCUCCAAGACUCCUCUUCGCUAUGCCCAACCUGAAACUCGGAGACGUCGUGCCCGACUUCAAGGCCGACACCACUGAUGGCUCCAUCCAGUUCCACGAUUGGAUCGGCGACUCCUGGGCCGUUCUGUUUAGCCACCCGGCGGAUUUCACCCCGGUGUGCACCACCGAAUUGGGGCGGGUCGAGUCCAUGUCGGGAGAGUUCCAGAAGCGGGGUAUCAAGUUGAUUGCCCUCUCUUGCGACGAUGUGGAGAGUCACAAGGGCUGGAUUGAGGAUAUCAAGGCCUACAACAACCUCUCGGCCUUCUCCUACCCUAUCAUAUCUGACCCUAAACGUGAAGUGGCCACGCUCUACGGCAUGAUGGAUCCUGACGAGAAGGAUGCGGCUGGUAUGCCGUUGACCUGUCGUGCCGUGUUCGUCAUCGGCGCGGACAAGAAGCUCAAAUUGGCCAUCUUGUACCCGGCCACCACUGGGCGGAACUUUGACGAGAUCUUACGUGUGAUCGACUCAUUGCAACUGACGGCCACCAAGAAGGUGGCCACGCCUGCCGAUUGGAAGCAAGGCGGUUCUUGCAUGGUUAUUCCCAGUGUCAAGAACGAAGAGGCUGAGAAGCUCUUUCCCAAGGGGUUUAAAGUCCACGACGUGCCCUCUGGCAAGCAGUACAUCCGUACCACUGAACAACCCGAGUGACCAACCCGACCGGAAAGAUGCAUAACUAUCAUUCAAAUCAGGGGCAACAAUAAAAAAAAAACACAUUCCU